Messenger RNA from Otolemur garnettii (small-eared galago), 1546 nucleotides. RefSeq names its product epoxide hydrolase 4 (gene EPHX4). Gene Ontology annotation, molecular function: hydrolase activity. The record is from RefSeq and is a predicted model, not a curated record. Bases 15 to 1103 code for a protein of 362 amino acids. NCBI's taxonomy places the organism in Eukaryota, Metazoa, Chordata, Mammalia, Primates, Galagidae. The transcript has 7 exons.
GCUGCUGCCGCCGGAUGGCGGGGCUGCGGGGUCGCCUGCGCCGCCUGGCGCUCGCGCUCCGCGCCCUGCUCUUCUGGUCGCUGGUCUACUGCUACUGCUGGCUCUGCGCUUCCGUCCACCUGCUCAAACUUUUGUGGAGCAUCGGCAGGGGACCCGCGCGGACCUUCCGGCGCGCCGCCCGGGAGCACCCCCCCGCCUGUCUGAACGACCCCUCUUUGGGGACCCACUGCUACGUGCGGAUCAAGGAUUCAGGGUUAAGAUUUCACUAUGUUGCUGCUGGAGAAAGAGGCAAACCGCUUAUGCUGCUGCUUCAUGGAUUUCCGGAAUUCUGGUAUUCUUGGCGUCACCAACUGAGGGAAUUUAAAAGUGAAUAUCGAGUGGUAGCGCUGGAUUUGAGAGGCUAUGGAGAAACAGAUGCUCCUAUUCGUCGAGAAAAUUACAAAUUAGACUGUCUAAUUACAGACAUAAAGGAUAUUUUAGAUUCACUAGGUUAUAGCAAAUGUGUUCUGAUUGGCCAUGACUGGGGAGGCAUGAUUGCUUGGUUCAUUGCCAUCUGUUAUCCAGAAAUGGUGAUGAGGCUUAUUGUUAUUAAUUUCCCUCAUCCAAAUGUAUUUACAGAAUAUAUUUUACGACACCCUGCCCAACUAUUCAAAUCCAGCUAUUACUACUUCUUCCAAAUACCACGGUUCCCGGAAUUUAUGUUCUCAAUAAAUGAUUUCAAGGCUUUGAAACAGCUGUUUACCAGUCAUAGCACUGGCAUUGGAAGAAAAGGACGUCAGUUAACAACCGAAGAUCUUGAAGCUUAUGUUUAUGUCUUUUCUCAGCCCGGAGCAUUAUGUGGUCCCAUUAACCAUUACCGAAAUAUCUUCAGCUGCCUGCCUCUCAAACACCACAUGGUGACCACUCCAACACUGCUACUAUGGGGAGAAAAAGACGCAUUUAUGGAAGUAGAGAUGGCUGAAGUCACAAAGAUUUAUGUUAAAAACUAUUUCAGGCUAACUAUUUUGUCAGAAGCCAGUCAUUGGCUUCAGCAAGACCAACCUGACAUAGUGAACAAAUUGAUAUGGACAUUUCUAAAAGAAGAAACAAGGAAAAAAGAAUGACUUUUCUUUAUCUUUUGUGAGGGGUCUGUAAUGAAAUCUCUAAAUGAUUUUUAAAAAUUGUUCAUCAACUUCUUUACAUUACAUCAGGAAAAACCUGUUUUAAUAUGCUUUAUCAUAAAUAUCCUAACAAAUGGUAUGGGGAAAAAAAUCUUAGAAUGUGUGAACAUAUAAUGUUGAUUUUCUUCUGUUGUAUUUUUGCACAGAAAAGCAUUUGCCUUAAAAUGUAUAUAUACUUGUAUGCGAAGGAAAUUGGGGAAAAUGGCUCAGUUUUGGUUUCUUGCUUUCUUUACUCUGUUGACAUAUGGUGCCUUUUACAAAUGUAUAUUAAAGAUUAGUUGUGCCAUAUUAAAAGACAAACCUGCGAUGGUAUAAAUUUUCAUUUCAUUGUUCAAAAGUUAUUUUUACUUUUUUUUUACUAUUUUAUAAUCAUUAAAAAUUUUAGC